AUGCCUUCCCCCCAAAACAUUGACCAACAAGACCAUCAUCAUGAUCAUGAUCAUGAUCAUAAUCAUAACCAUCCUCAACCUCAUCAUAGAAAACCCAAAAAAAGAAUAGUAACUCACCAAAAUGGAAACACAAAUUUCUUGAUUUGGCUAGCCGCAAUACUAUGCACAAUAAUAGCCAUAGGAGUUGUAAUUGGAGGAGUUGUAGUGUUUGUUGGUUACAUAGUUAUUCAUCCAAGAGUUCCUACAAUAAGCAUAGCAAAUGCUCAUUUAGAUCUUUUCAAAAAUGACUAUGCUGGUCUUCUACAAACACAGAUAAGCAUAAGUGUGAUGGCACAAAAUGGAAACUUUAAGGCACAUGCAACAUUUUCAAAUAUAAAAUUCAAACUUAGCUAUCAAGGACAAGGUAUAGCAUAUAUGGUUGCCGAUACUUUUGAUGUUCCUAAGAAUAAUUCAAGGUUUUUGGAUUAUGUUGUUCAAUCUUCUUCUAUUCCUUUGACUCCUGAUCAGGUGGAAGAAGUUGAUGAGUCAUGGAAGAGAAAUAUUGUUGGGUUUGAUUUGAAAGGUGAUGCUAGAACUCAAUGGAGAAUUGGACCUUUUGGUUCUUUUAAAUUUGGUUGUAAACUUGAGUGUCUACUUAGAUUUCAUCCCUUGAAUGGUAGUUAUAUUCCUUCACGUUGCACUUCUCAAUCCAAAUGA
This is a messenger RNA of Vicia faba (fava bean), 696 nucleotides long. The record is from the annotation of a GenBank genome assembly. Lineage: Eukaryota; Viridiplantae; Streptophyta; Magnoliopsida; Fabales; Fabaceae.